This is a messenger RNA of Ustilaginoidea virens, 210 nucleotides long. RefSeq lists its product as uncharacterized. NCBI's taxonomy places the organism in Eukaryota, Fungi, Ascomycota, Sordariomycetes, Hypocreales, Clavicipitaceae. Bases 1 to 210 code for a protein of 69 amino acids. The record is from RefSeq and is a predicted model, not a curated record. The transcript has a single exon.
AUGCUGCGCGCUGCUCACUCAUCACCUCGUCAGCAUGAUACUCAAUCCCCAAAACCAAGCCGCGUAGCUUCUGCUUCUCCCUCUCCCUCUCCCUCUCCGUGCAUCAAGGGCCUCCUCGACUUGCUGCAAACUUCCAAGGUCGGUGCGUCAAUCCAAGUGCCAAGCUCAGUGGCACGCUGCUACUGGGACCAAUCCAAGACCAACGACUAG